AACCGUCGGACUAUCCGCGCCGUGUCCAAGAUCACCGCCUUCUGCAUCUGGCCCUUGAUCCAGCCACCUAGCGAGAGUCUCUUAAGAUGUUGGUCAAGACUGUUCGCUAAAACGACUAUGGGACUAAUGGUCGUCGAAUCAACAUAUACAUGGCGGUUAUCUCGAGAGCCAAGUCUAGUUAAGUACCUUUAUUAUUAUGAGGUACCUACAGACCGUGAACAACCAGAGGCCAAAGAGUACUAUACGACAAGGCAGACAAUAGGAUUUUUGUCACCACAAAGGAAAGUAAUAGAACCUUAACCUCAUUUCCCAACCUGUGUCAAAAACGAUCAAACAACCCCUAGCAACAGUCACCCCUAUAGACUACCCUUCAAACACCUGUAAAUAAACACUACGUAAAGAUUUCCUCUAGAACACAUUAAAGAUGCAGAACCAACCACCGGCGGCCGAGCCGAAGAAGCGGCGGGUGCCGCUGUACCCGGGGUUUCCGGAGCUGGCGCGCUCCGACGUCAGCAUCCACCCGAGUUACACCAAACUGGCGCUGGCUUACCGCGUAGUGUGCCGCCACCGCUACCACUGGUCGAAGGUGGCGCAGCGGCGGCAGUUCAUGAAGGAGCUGCACAGCUUCGAGCGGCUGCAGCCGCUGGCGCUGGGCGGCGUGCGCGUGCACCGCGAGUUCUCGCAGGGCAUCCUGUCGCACGUCAUCCCGCCGCGCCGCUACAUACAGAAGCUCACCCCGGACCCGCUCAACAGCAAGCAGAGGAUGCGGGUCGAGGAGAUUAUCAGUGGACGGGUUGAUUUCACCCAGAAAUAAAGUGAUAUCACACGGGUAUACUCUUGGGUCGACACGUUCGUUUUUCGUCAUGUUCCUAAAUUUGUCCGAUUCUGCUUUCGUCUGUCAUUCUUUAUUCGUCACGAUCGUCGAUGGUCUUUCUCAACUAUGGUCAAUUUCGUUGCUCAUCUUUAUCUUAAUACGUCUCGUUCUUCACUCGUCAUAAUCUUCUUUCGGCAUGUUCGCUGUUAAAUCUAUGUUUUUCGUGUUUUUUGGCAGUCUUAGGUCGGUACCAACUUAGAAUAUGACCAAAUACGAAAUGACGAAAAACGAUUGAGUCGCAAUAAGAGAAAGGCCAAUAACUCAUUGUGGUCAAAGACAAUAAUGACUGCAGACUAAGUUGACGAAUGAAGAAUGGCUGAUGAAAGCAGAAUCGGACAAAU
Leguminivora glycinivorella is the source of this 1215-nucleotide messenger RNA. RefSeq lists its product as uncharacterized. The transcript has 2 exons. Lineage: Eukaryota; Metazoa; Arthropoda; Insecta; Lepidoptera; Tortricidae. The record is from RefSeq and is a predicted model, not a curated record. The coding region runs from base 425 to 814 and encodes 129 amino acids.